Molecule: messenger RNA, 2504 nt
Organism: Harmonia axyridis
Lineage: Eukaryota; Metazoa; Arthropoda; Insecta; Coleoptera; Coccinellidae
Product: neprilysin-2-like
Exons: 11
Coding region: 305-2443 (712 amino acids)
Biological process (GO): protein processing
Cellular component (GO): plasma membrane
Molecular function (GO): metalloendopeptidase activity
Source: RefSeq, a predicted model, not a curated record
UAAUUCCGAAACAGUGUGCAUGACAAUGACCAUCCAAACCAACACCCACGUAACGUUUACCAUUCAAAAGUACAGAAUACCGAAUAGCACCUUGUGUGAUGAACCGAGCGGCCGAAUAGGUGCUUAAUAAAGGUUUUAUUAGUGUCGUCACUAAUUAGGGUAUCUUUUAAUAACCGAUCCAUCAUUUAAUUAGCCUGUUUUACUGUUACAUCAGUACGGCCGUGACUUUUUCAUGGGCGAUUUCCUUCUCUGUUCUGUAUGUGGCUAUUUUAAAGGAGUUUUUUGAUUUUGAACACGGUUUAAGAUGGAGGAGAAAUCGGACCUCAAAGAAAGGAAAAGCCUGAAUGAAAUAUUAUGGUUGAAGAGAUCAAGAUUGGAAAAACGUCUCAUAUUGGUUGCAGUUGGUUUCAUUGUAUUAUUUCUCAUUGUCCUCACCUUGUACCUCGUUCUAAGGAAACCGGAAAUAUGCACCAGUUCCACCUGCUUGGAAAGCUCUAUGAAUUUGCUCAAUCAAAUCGCCGUUGGCCUGGAUCCAUGCCGCGACUUCUAUAAAUUCUCCUGUGGAAAUUUCCUGAAAAACACAGACCUGGAAAGAGAGCAUUUCCGCACUGCACCGGAUAUUAUGAGGGAGGAAAUCCAAUCGAGAAUUAAGAACAUGCUCGAGCAGCCUGACCACAAGGAUGAUGCCUUAGGUCAGGCCAAAAUAUUCUACAGCGCCUGCAUGAACCAAUCGGCAGUUGAAAGCGACGGAUUGAAGUGGAUGAAACAAAUUUUCGCAAGAAUGGGUGGCUGGCCCAUCCUGGAGGGUGAGGACUGGAACGAGGAGGAGUUUGAUUGGAAGGAGACCGUACACAAACUCAGACAAAUGGGCAUCAAUUUCGAAUUUUUCAUAAAUCUGUCGGUGGAACGCGAUAAAAAGGACCCGGCUGAAUACGUUUUACAACUCAGUGAUCCUUACAAGAAUCAUAAUCAACCAAUUAAUGCAGACAUCCAAAGAAGUUACCUCAGAUAUAUGGAGGAGGUUGCAGUUUAUUUUGGAGCAAAUCUUGUAAAUGCCAGAAUAGAACAGAAAGAUGUUUUGACAUUCACAAAGAAGUUAGCUGAGAUUUCUAAUAAUGGCAUAAGAAACAAUAUGUCGAAUCUCUACAAUCCAUACGUUCUAUCAGAACUUAAAUUCGAAUUCACUAGUAUCAACUGGUAUGAGUACAUAAACGGUAUUCUGUCACCAAGUGUGAAAAUCAGUUAUGACGAUCAAAUUCUGGUACCAGACCCCUUCUAUUUGAGGGACUUGGAACAUUUGAUGCUGAAUACGACCAAACGUGUUUUAUCAAAUUUCAUGGCAUGGCAUACGCUCCAACAUUACAUCAACUUCAUGCCAUCUGAAUUGGUGAAUAAGGCAUAUGAUUAUAUGGAAUCUCUUGGUUCAGUUUCCAGAAGACCUAGAUGGCAAAUGUGUCUUGAUGCUGUGAAAGAAAGAAUGGGACCUGUCAUAUCGUCGGCUUAUAUCGAACAAUACUUCGACGAAGAAACUAGACGGGAUGUUACCGAUAUGGUCCAUAACAUAAAGGACCAGUAUAAAGAGGCCCUAAACGGUUUGGACUGGAUAGAUGACGCGUCGAGGAAAGUAAUUUUGGAGAAACUUCACGACAGCGCCGUCGACAUUGUUUCCUACGAUGAUCUCAGUUCAUUGAAUCUGCACCGAGCAGCUUUCUCAGAGGUGAAAGUCUAUCAAGACAAUCUUCUCCUGUCAGUGAUGAACCUGGACAAAUUCAGAUUGGACUCCAAAUUCCGCAAGCUACGUCAGCUAGUUCACAGGAAUUGGCUGGAAGAUCCAGACUUCGUCACAGGACUCAAUAUCGCUAUCUCGCCCUUCGACAACAUUCUUGUCAUCCCAGUGGGCAUCCUGAACAGCAUCUACUACGCGAAGGACCGACCCAAAUACUUGAAUUACGGCGCACUUGGCUCUGUCAUCGGCAAUAUAGUAUGGCAAAUAUUCGCAGCGACGAAAUACAAAGAAAUGGGCGGAGAGGCCAAAAGCUGUUGGACCCCUGUCACCCUGCUGAAUUACGAAGACAGGCUUAAAUGUUUGGGCAGGGCUUUUGGAAGAGCAGCGACCACUACACACCAUAUGUACAAUGGCAGCAAAGCUUCUGAGGAAGAUAUCAUGUACAUGGCAGGAGUUAAAGUAUCAUACGAUACUUACAGAAAGUGGUCAAGCGUAAAUGGUAGAGAACCAAACUUGCCUGGUAUAGAACUGAAUCCAGAACAACUUUUCUGGGUGUAUUUUGCUAGACCAUUUUGUGCAAAAUACAACAAUUAUCUUGAUUCUCCAGAAAAAGUGAGAGUGAAUGGAAUUGUCAGCUGCAUUGAAGAUUUCGGAAAUGAUUUCAACUGUAAUUCUAAGGAUAGCAUGAAUCUUGAAGAAAAAUGUGAUAUAUUCUGAAUAGGAAUGAGUCAUUGUACAGAUGUUUAUGAUUAUUAAAUUUUUCUAAUUUUUGUUGCAA